AUGGUUGCUUAUAGACCUCCUGACUGUCCAGUUUCCUGUUUCGUGGACGAUUUCAUGGACAACUAUUCAUAUGCACUUACUUUGAAAAAAGAUAUAUUCGUAGUGGGUGAUCUAAAUUGUAACUUAUUAAAAAGUGGUCCAGAAUCUGAUGCGUUGAACGAAUUGUGCAGCAGCUUGAAUUUAUUCCAACUUAUCAAGGAACCAACUAGGGUGACCUUGCAGUCCUCAUCUCUCAUCGAUGUGAUUUUAACAUCUAACACAAGCUUGGUAGUGGAAAGUGGAGUUGAAGAAACGCACAUCAGUGACCACUUUCUGGUUUAUUCAAUAUUAAAGCUUAAAUUGCUUAAGAAAUUACCUGAUUACAUGGUCAUAAGAAGUUUUAAGAAUUAUUCUUCUGAAGCGUUUAAAAAUGAUCUAGAACAGCUGAUUUGGCAAGAAAAUCCAAUUGACCAGGGCGUUAACCAGCGACUGGACAAUUUUAAUCAGAAAUUUCUAAGUGUAUUAGAUAUGCAUGCCCCGAUAAAGACUGUUAAGAUUAAACGUCGCUUGUGCCCUUUUGUUGACCAGGAAAUUGUUCAACUUAUGAAAAAAAGAAAUGCGCUGCAUAAACUUGCCCGCCAAACCCUGCAGGCCUUGGACUGGGACAGAUAUCGUUCAUGUAGAAAUCAAAUUAAAAGAAAAUUGAGAGAAUCCGAGAGAAAAUUUGUGUAUAAAAGAAUUAAUGACAAAAAUAGCAACAACAACUCCCUUUGGAAAACU
Messenger RNA from Paramuricea clavata, 759 nucleotides. The record is from the annotation of a GenBank genome assembly. Lineage: Eukaryota; Metazoa; Cnidaria; Anthozoa; Malacalcyonacea; Plexauridae.